AUGGCCAAAAGUACAACGUUUACGGUGGCACUUAUUGGUCCACAAGGUGUUGGUAAAUCGACCAUUGCCAAUUACUUUUCUACACAUGAUACAUUAGGCGAUAUCGUAGGUAUUUAUGAAAUUCAAAGUAAUCGAGUUACUAUCACCAAUGAUUGGAAUGAAGAAUUCGAUGUUAGUAUCUUAGUCGUUUGUGACCAAGCUGAUCAAUCCUAUAAACAAAUAUACGAUGCCCUGAAAAGAAGAUCUCGUCAAGUGGUUGUUGUCAUCAAUAAAAUUGAUUGGCUAGUAGAAAAUGGUGUCUCAUUAAUCGAUUUAGAAAAUCAUUGGCGUAGUGUGGUAGGAUUACACUCUGAUGUUGUCUUAAUAUCGGCAAAGUAUGGUAAAAAUAUGGAACAACUUCAAGUCAUAAUUACCGAUGUAGUACGCCAUCCAUCAGCAUUUCCUUUACCAUCGGUAUCACGAAAGACGUGGUGGAUACUGUCUGCUCCUAAAACCCGACGUCAGCUUGUAUUUCGUGGAUUUUUUGCUGCUGCAUUAUUUUCAACCUUUUUUUACUUAUUUAAAAGUUAUCGACGAUGA
This is a messenger RNA of Trichoplax adhaerens, 579 nucleotides long. RefSeq lists its product as uncharacterized. Bases 1 to 579 code for a protein of 192 amino acids. The transcript has a single exon. Gene Ontology annotation, cellular component: cytoplasm; mitochondrion. Gene Ontology annotation, biological process: tRNA methylation; tRNA wobble uridine modification. The record is from RefSeq and is a predicted model, not a curated record. NCBI's taxonomy places the organism in Eukaryota, Metazoa, Placozoa, Uniplacotomia, Trichoplacea, Trichoplacidae.